This is a messenger RNA of Schistocerca gregaria, 1211 nucleotides long. RefSeq lists its product as uncharacterized. The transcript is spliced from 3 exons. The record is from RefSeq and is a predicted model, not a curated record. NCBI's taxonomy places the organism in Eukaryota, Metazoa, Arthropoda, Insecta, Orthoptera, Acrididae. Bases 183 to 557 code for a protein of 124 amino acids.
GCGUGGUCUGCGAUAGGGCGCUUGGAGGGGAGCGCCGAGGGAGGGGGCUGGGCCCGGCUGGCCUGAGGGGGGAAGGCGGCAGCCAGUCGCGGUCUGACAGCCGCCGAGUGCGCAUCCAGUGUCUGUCUCGACGGCGCCCGCAAGCGCAGCGGCGGCCGACGUCCUCGCCGUACCGCUUCUUCAUGGAGACACAGCCUGCCGUCAUGGAAACAAUUGGGCCUGAUAGGGAGAGUACAGCCACACCACUGCUGUCCAGUGCAGAGGAGCUGAACUCUGCAGCAGUGCUGGCGGGAAUCAUCAUUGGUGUUCUACUGACAGUCUCACUCCUCUUCUCACUUGCUCUGCUAAUAGACUGCAGAAACAGGAAACGAGAAGCAUCUAAGCAUGGAACACCGAGGAAAGUACGGGUCAUUAGAAAGUUACCAGUGCUUAUUCCUGGUCGUAAUGUGAAUGGAGAUGCUCUCGCCUUUGUUAACAAGAUCUGUACUGAGAACUCCAUGACUUCACCAGUUACAUCAGUUGCACCUGUUUCAUCUGCAAGAGAAGAGAUCUGUUAAAGAAAAGCCAUUGAACAAAUCUUGAAAUUGUGCUUUUCAACCAGGCAGUUUGAUAAAAAGACUGAAAUCAGUGAGAAUUUCAGAUAUAUUUAUUAUAUCAGUUGAUAUACAGAAUUUUAUACAUGUACAUAAAAUCUAUAUAAUUGUUCCUUUAUAUUUUUAAGCAUUUUUAAAGAGAUGUCUAUAAUAUGCUAGUCAUUCCUAAAGAAAAUAAAUUGUUUAACUUACACUAAAUUUGUUUUGUUUUAUAAUUGCUCAAAUGCCUAUAAAAUGCUACAUGUAAAGACUUGGAAGUUACGACUUCUGAUUUUGGUAUAUGUUGUUUAUUAAAUUAGUUCUGCCGGAUGUCUAAACCAAAAAGAUUUUGACAAGUUUUUGACAGCAUCUUCAGAGGAUGACUGCUAGUCCACUGGUAUUAUUCUUAAUUAGCUGUGAUCUCAAUGACACUUGUUAUUGAAGUAUAUGAACUUAUUAUGGCAAUUAGUUCUACAAUGAAUUAACUGUGCAAUUAGUAUUUAUUACACAAGAAAUGUACAGGAAACCUCAAGCUGAUUCAAGUAUUAACAGUUCAUAAAAAGUAAAUGUUUACAUACAAUGUCGAUCUAACUGUACAUAUUGUUCUUGUUCUUCACCAUACAACACGAAAUACUUAGU